This is a messenger RNA of Paramuricea clavata, 1445 nucleotides long. The record is from the annotation of a GenBank genome assembly. Lineage: Eukaryota; Metazoa; Cnidaria; Anthozoa; Malacalcyonacea; Plexauridae.
AUGGUAUUUUUGUUGGUCCUUCUAGUAACGAAGCCAGAGAGUAUCGGCGUAGCAAUGAACGAUUCUCCCGUGGGUCUGGCAAAUUAUAUCCUGGAGAAAUUCUUUAUAUGGUCAGGAUGUGAAACUGAUGAAAGUUUUGCUUGUUUGGAAUCAAAAUUUAGCAAAGACGAACUUCUUACUAAUAUUAUGCUGUAUUGGUUAACUGGAAGUAUGCCAUCUGCAUUGAGACUGUACAGGGAAAACAUGUUGGACAAAUCUUUUGUGUAAGUAUGCAGAAUCGAGGCGGGAUGUCACUUAGGCGGGCCAGCUCAGUUCCCAUAUAAACGCAAUUCUCAACGGAUGAUUCUAGCUAGAGACGAAAUUUCGAUCUAGACAAGAAGAACAAAAUGCAUUACCAUAGCUGGAAAGAGUAUCUUAAAAUGAGUAAAACUGCAAAGUUUGGUUGCGAAUUGUUGUAAAAUGAGGAAAAUAUAGCCCUGUGAAGUUCGCAUAUUUUGUAUAUAUUUGCAUUACGCGCGGGAAAAAAUAACCAUUUUUGAGCCGAAAGUGGUUAUUUUUACCGCGCGUAAUACAAAUAUAUACAAAAUUUGUGAUAUUCACAGGGCUAUAUUUUCUUCAAUUUACAACAUUUAGCAAACCAAUCUUUGCAGUUUUACUCAUUCUAAGACGCUCUUUCUAGCUGUGGUGUUGGAUUUCGUUCUUCUUGCCUUGAUCAAAAUCUGUCUAUAGCUGGGAUCACCCACUAAACCGGGCCAGCUUGAGUACCCAGGCUGGCUCGCCCCAGAUAAACAGCCCCUAAGGAGUGCAGUUUAGCUGUUGUAGAACUAUUUCAUAUAAACAAAAACAGCUAAGCCCAUUAAGUUGCAUUGUGUCCUAAUGCACCCUACUAAAAUUUAUUAUUUUAGUCUGUCUAACGCCAGACAAUUUUACUCGUCAAGGGGAGGGUGCUGGACUAUCUGCCCAUGUGUCUAAGUUAAUCCAUUGAGUUGCAUUGCACCAUAAUGCCCCCCACACUUUAUUAUGUUAACUACUUUAUUAGUCCAAGACUUACCCGACUGGUUACUUCAAUUUGUAGGUGCCCAAUUCCAGUCCCGACUGGUUUGGCCAAUUUUCCACAUAUGCUGGUCGAACCACCACAAGCUUGGCUACAUCGCGCCUUUCCCAACAUCGUACAAUUCACUGAAAUGCCUCUUGGCGGCCAUUUUGCAGCCUUUCAGGAACCACAGUUGCUCGCGGACGAUGUUUGGAAAUUCGUUAGAAAAGUUGAGAACAGUCCAAAAACAAAAACAAAAGCCCCGUAGUAGCUUACAGUAAACCUAACUUUGUGUAUUAGGUAGACUUAAAGGACAUUGGCAAUAAAAAAUAGUUUGUCUCAUUCAAAAGAACUCUUAAAAUUAUGUAUUAAACUCUAUUACCGAUUUGUCAUAUCUUGCUUAGUUCUCGAA